GGAAACCAAACAGAACAGAUUUGUCUUCUCCUUCCAUUUUGGCUGUGAUCUGGGAAACAGACGGUCCUGGCCUCUCUGAGAUUUGGAGAUUUGGGAGCCAUGCAGAGAGGGAUGCACACAAGCCGCCUUCAGGAUUUGGAAAGAUUACAGCUGCAGAAAGGAGAAAAUCCGCUGGCUCCAAAAUGACAUCCGGAGAGCCGAAGACAAGCCUCAAGAACGCCUACCCAUCUGCCAAGAGACUGCUGCCAAAGGCGGAGGAGGAGGAGGCAGAGGACUACUGUACCCCCGGAGCCUUCGAGCUGGAGCGUCUCUUCUGGAAGGGCAGUCCCCAGUACACCCACGUCAACGAGGUCUGGCCCCAGCUCUACGUCGGGGAUGAGGCAACGGCGCUGGACCGCUAUGGGCUGCAGAAGGCGGGCUUCACGCACGUGCUGAACGCUGCCCACGGCCGCUGGAACGUGGACACAGGACCCGACUACUACCGCGGCAUGGCCAUUGAGUAUCACGGAGUGGAGGCCGACGACCUGCCCACCUUCGACCUCAGCGUCUUCUUCUACUCGGCAGCCGCUUUCAUCGAUGCUGCCCUCCGCUCAGAUCACAGUAAGAUCCUGGUUCACUGCGCCAUGGGCCGCAGCCGGUCGGCCACCCUGGUCCUGGCCUACCUGAUGAUCCACAGGAGCAUGACGCUGGUGGAGGCCAUUCAACAAGUGGCAAAGAACCGCUGUGUCCUACCCAACCGGGGUUUUCUGAAGCAGCUCCGGGAACUGGACAAGCAGCUGGUGCAGCAGAGGCGACAGGCCCAGCACAGCGACAACGGCGAGAGGGCCAGCGAGAAGGAGCUGUAGGGCCCCACAUGGAAGAGUGGAGACACUUGGGAAUGAAGAGGGAUGGCUGAAAUAGCUCUGGCCUGUGACUUCUCUGUCAUGGAGAAGGGGCAGUGAGAUCAAAACUCGACUUCUUCCAAGUCAUCUUAAAGUUCCUGGGUGCAUGCUGAUGAACAGAUGAUGGGAGGCUGCCUCUGGGACGAGUCCAUUAUGUGGCUUCACAGCAAAAUGGGGCAGAUGGGCUUCCCAGCAGAAUUGGUUGCAGAUGAACACAGUUCUGCAUAUAGGUGCCUGUGUUUUUUACUGUUUAUUUUUUUUGUAAAAUGGGAGCAGACAAGGAUUUUAAAAUGUGUAGGCAUUGUGCUGUGAUUAAAUGUGUGGCUGUCUGAAAGUCACAUUCUUAAAAAAUAAUUUUGAAAUAUAAACAUGUUUUCUAACCACAGAAAAGUGCCUGGGAGUGCUGUUCCUCAGGAGAGUUCACACAGCUCAUUAGGAAGAUCGUCUCUGUGGCCCCUGUGUUUCCUUACUGCCUCACGCAUUCCAUUUCCAACGGGAUCCCCAGAGUCAGCUCCCCUAGACGUGCUGCUCUCUGAAAGCUGCAGAGAGCACCUCACUUGGUGGGAUGGGGAGUGGGGUCCGGGGACCCAGCACAGAGUCCCUGCUUUGGGCUCCCCGCCUUCCCCAGGGAGCCAGGGCUUUUCAAACUUUUAGCCAGAGCUGCCACUACCCAGAGAAAUUCAGUAAAUUGUGGUAAAUUUAAAUUUUGCACAAGAGUUUGACUUUAAAAUUUUGGAAAAGAGGGAAGAGACACUCUUUAGUGAACAAGAACUCAGGGAAGCUCCUUGCAUUUUGAUUUGUUUUCAGUCCCACCAGAAAGUACUUGCCAAUGUGCUCGCUCUGGAAUGGGAGAACAAGGCAUCCAGGUGAGCUCAGGUGGGAGGUUCCCCCUUCCUUGAAAGUUCAAGCCAGUCCCCUGACUCUGAUUUUCAUUCUUGAGGACAGAACAACAGCAAGCACCAAGCGGGUAGGAUGGCUUCUAGAACUAGGAACAAGCAACCAGGUGAACCCAAAGAGGGUUACUGAUGGAGAUGCUGGCGGUCAAGGACCAGAAACCAAAACUGCCUAGGGAAAGCGGAGCGUCAUAAAGGUCUAUGGGGAAAAUGUGAAGAGGCCCAGUCUUCCAAUCUGGCUGUGGUUUUCAGUGGAAUGAAAGAGGUUCGUGAUGAAGGAUAGUGUCCAGGGUCUCAGCAGCUGUGCAAAGGCACCCAAGGGUAACCCUGUGAACUUUGGUGGGCUGCCCUGCUUUCGUGCCAGAGGGGAGGACUUGUGGCCUGCGCCCUGUCUGGGCUGGCUUCCUGGGACUGCCCAGGGCUGCUCUGGGUGAGUCACCCUGGCCUGGGAGGAAUCAGGUCCUCAUAUGACUCAGACUGGAGUGUGAUGGAAGCCGCAAAAGCUCUUGGGAAAGAGACACCAAAACAACAACAAAUAAACACCCCCCCCACAAACUCUAGGGUCAUAGUAGCCCCUACCUAGACUUUUCCAAUCACAGGAUCCUAAUAAUUGCCUUGAAACUCACCUGUCUCCUAAGUCUGAUCUAUUCCUUGUCUGGAAGAAAAUCAGUAUUUCCAUUUUAGUAAAAUAUGCGGAAAGUACAGAACACUUGUAGUCCCCCUGCUGGUGUUCUCUCAAGUCCCUGCCCCUUCCUACAUGCUCCCGCCCCUCUGAGCACAGCAGAAUCAGAGAACUUCCACAUUGGAGGUCCAGCCUCUUCAAUACGGUUCCUGGGAGCUAGAGGUAGGAGAAAGGAGAAAGAGAAGUUUUUGCAAAAGUGUUUCAAGUCUUCAGAAGUCAAAUAUUCAUUCAUUCAACAAGUAUUU
Phyllostomus discolor (pale spear-nosed bat) is the source of this 2701-nucleotide messenger RNA. RefSeq names its product dual specificity phosphatase 29 (gene DUSP29). Gene Ontology annotation, biological process: protein dephosphorylation; negative regulation of MAPK cascade. Gene Ontology annotation, cellular component: cytoplasm. Gene Ontology annotation, molecular function: protein tyrosine/serine/threonine phosphatase activity; MAP kinase phosphatase activity. Bases 183 to 845 code for a protein of 220 amino acids. Lineage: Eukaryota; Metazoa; Chordata; Mammalia; Chiroptera; Phyllostomidae. The record is from RefSeq and is a predicted model, not a curated record. The transcript has 4 exons.